Messenger RNA from Stylophora pistillata, 3069 nucleotides. RefSeq lists its product as uncharacterized. Gene Ontology annotation, cellular component: lysosome. The record is from RefSeq and is a predicted model, not a curated record. NCBI's taxonomy places the organism in Eukaryota, Metazoa, Cnidaria, Anthozoa, Scleractinia, Pocilloporidae. Gene Ontology annotation, biological process: glycoside catabolic process; fucose metabolic process. Gene Ontology annotation, molecular function: alpha-L-fucosidase activity.
AUGUUUGGAGGUUUCCUAAUCUCGCUCUGCUUUUUAACGGCAGCAGUUGGAAUAGUCUGGUCAUCGGCUGAUCCAAGAGGAACGCACAAAUUGCACAGCGAGAGACGAAAUAAGCACGAUGAACGAAUCGACUUCCACCGCACAAAGAAAACACCGAAAGCCGAACAAGCGAAAGACAAUGACAACGCUGUGAACCUUGGAAACAUCCUUUUCGAUCGGGAACAACUCAAAAAGUACGUCCUUGAUUAUUUGAAGAAACAUCACGCGCGCGAUCCAGAACUUGGAACAAAAAUAAACAGGGAGGAGUUCACAUUCAGUCACACUGACAAAAAACAAUCUGGUAACCAUCACAACAGGUUGAAACCCAGCAUAUCGAGCACAAAACCAAAACAAAAGCCGCGUAUGCGAAAUGAUAAUCACGAGGAACACAGUGGUAAAAAAUCAAUUCAUCUGCACCUGAGUCAAACAAAACCCACGAAACGGACAUUAUCUAGAAGACAAACGCUUCGUCGCUCGAAUCAACGAAAUCAUUCGAAGCACCGGUUGUCACAAAAGUUUCACUUGCCCGUCUACUACAGUGUCAACGAAGUGAAUGGAAAGGAAAACUUUAUUUUUGACCACCCCUUUUCUUAUAAUUAUAAAUCAAGCAAACGGAAAUCAACAACAAGAGGAAAGAAGUCCGGUCAUACCGAUGGUCGAACCGGCAGCCGAAGAAAUAAAAUCGCAAGAACGCAACAUAGUCUUCGAGCUCAAAGGAGGGAAAAUUCUCACUCUGAAAGAUUAGUCGCUCAUUCAUUCCCACGUUCUUUAACACAUAGGAGUCACAGAGGAAGAGCAUCACAUUACAGAGGAAUUAAACGCAAACACAAUUUCAAUGAUCACAGGGAAGGAAAGGAUGGGCUGAGACGUGAAAAAUCUAAGAAAUCCCAGAAAUCUAACAAAAGGGAUUUUAUUGCAAUACUCCCGCCCAAAGCUGUAAAGAUUGAGGGCUUCGAUGUGGAAAGAGUUCAUUUUCAUUCGUCUCAUGAGAAACGGAAAACAGUUGGGUCUAAAAUAAAAAGAGAGAGGCAUAUUAAAUCGCGAAAAAGCCUGGAGCUGACACCUGUCGCGAAGGUCGUUGCUAUUCGAAAAAAUAGUAAUAGGAAACACGACCAUUCAGUUGCUAAAAUAUCACAUAAGACUGAUCAUCAUGCGACUAAGGUUAUAAAAAGAAAGGAAUUGCUUCCCCAGAAAGCGAACAAGGAAUCCAAGAAACAAAGAAGAAAGGGUUAUUUUCACAAAAGCUCUAAGGAAUAUAAAGCCAUCAGGAAAAGCCUCGUUGGCCCUCCAGCAUCUGAAAGUCACCUGCAUCCUCACAAAGAUAAAAAGCACCAUCACAAACGCAAAAAAGUAAUUGAGCAUAAAGAGGAAACUUCAACUGUUCAAAAAAGACAAAAAACAGUCAAAGAUAAAGACACUAACACGGUGAAAUUUUCUCCUUCUUGGAAAUCUCUAGAUAGAAGGAAAAUUCCUUCUUGGUAUGACGAUGCUAAAUUCGGAAUAUUUGUACACUGGGGUUUGUAUUCGGUUCCAAGCUUCGAUAAUGAAUGGUUCUGGUACAACUGGAAGGCGUUAAAAAAGAAAAAGUAUGUGGAUUUUGUUGAGAAGAAUUAUCCUCCGGGAUUCAGCUACAACCAGUUUGCCCCGAUGUUCAAAGCAGAAUUCUUUGAUGCCAAUCAAUGGGCGAAACUGGUGGCCCGAUCAGGGGCAAGGUAUUUUGUGUUCACCAGCAAACACCACGAAGGUUUCACAAAUUGGAAUUCGAGCACGGCUUGGAACUGGAAUUCAGUUGAUGUUGGACCUCAUAGAAACAUUGUUGAUGAACUUGCAAGAGCUUUUCGUAAUCUGAAUGACCCGCAUAUAAAGUUUGGUUUGUACUAUUCGCUACUUGAGUGGUUCAAUCCUCGCUUCUUAAAAGACAAAGCUAAUGACUUCAAAACAGAUGAAUAUGUUCAGGCUGUUUUAAAACCUCAGUUGUACGACCUUAUUAAUACAUACAAACCUGAAUACCUAUGGACAGAUGGCGAUUCAGCAGCAAAUGCGUCAUAUUGGAGAAGUGAAGAGUUUCUAACGUGGCUGUUCAAUGAAAGUCCAGUUAGAGACACCGUUGUGGUAAAUGACAGGUGGGGGCGUGGUUGCCGAUGUCGUCAUGGGGGAGUGUACACUGGGUUGGACAGGUAUAACCCUGGCAAACUCCAAAAGAUGAAGUGGGAGAAUGCUAUGACAAUAGACCGUCGUUCCUGGGGAUUUCGACGGGAAGCAAACCUCAAAGAUUACCUCAGUAUUGAAGAGUUGAUCAAACAGCUGGUCUCCACUGUCAGCUGUGGCGGCAACUUACUCAUGAAUGUUGGACCAGCCUCGGAUGGUACUAUCGCGCCCAUUUUUCAGGAGCGUCUCGCUCAGAUGGGAGAUUGGUUAAAAGUGAAUGGCGACGCGAUUUACAAAACCAAACCAUGGAGAGCUCAAAAUGAUUCAGUUAACGGCGAUGUUUGGUAUACAUCGAGAGGAGGCCAUGUUUACGCAAUCGCACUUAAGUGGCCACCGUCUGGAAAACUGGUUCUGGGGGAUCCCAUUUUUAUACCAGACGAAACAAAGGUCAGAAUAUUGGGAACAGAAAACGAACUCAAAUGGAAACAUGGAUCAAAACAGAAGAGUGGAAAACGUAAAAUAGAGAUACAUGUUCCAGUUCUUCCUGUGUCAGAACUCCCUUGCUUGUGGGCAUGGGUUUUUAAACUCACGGACGUAAAGUGAUUUGUUUUCAAAACGAAGCUGAAGCCUGAUGGGACGACAGAGCUGAAUAAUGAAAUGCAAAGUCAGCGGGUAUGCGAAAAUAACAAGGGCUGACCUUUAAAACCGAGGAACUCUGUUUUCGUCGAAGGCACUUCCCUAUUUCCAAAGGUUUAAAUUUAAUUUUUAAUUAAAUUUUUAGGGGAUGCACCAAAUUUUUGGUGCGUCCCCUAAAAAGCGGCAAGGAAAACGACGCCUCGAAGCAACAGAAGGAAAUCAACCAUGCGAAUGACUCAAAAUCCG